Molecule: messenger RNA, 3712 nt
Organism: Gopherus evgoodei (Goodes thornscrub tortoise)
Lineage: Eukaryota; Metazoa; Chordata; Testudines; Testudinidae
Gene: NRG3
Product: neuregulin 3
Exons: 9
Coding region: 848-2821 (657 amino acids)
Biological process (GO): animal organ development; intracellular signal transduction; nervous system development
Molecular function (GO): chemorepellent activity
Source: RefSeq, a predicted model, not a curated record
UGGCAGGAGCAGCCUGGUGCAUGCGUGCGUGUGUGAUUGUUGGUUCUGUCUAUCGAUCCAGCCCUCUGCGUGUGUUUUCUGAUAUAUAUCUUGCUGGCGUUUUAUUUUAUUUUAAUGAAUUUUUUAUUUUAUUUUGUAAAUCCUUGCCUGACUUUGAUUGCAGCUUGGACUUAAGUGCCGCUGAGCUGCUGCUUGGAGGAGAAAGAGCGAGCGAGGAAGCUCUGUCUCCUUUCCCUCCGCUCUGCCUUCGGAUUGGUCUCUCUCCCAAAGUGCUGUCCAAGGGUUGGCUGCAGGGCUGCUGAAUAACAGGUGCAUUUUGCUGCUCCGUCGCCUCUCAAAGAAGCAGCCGAGGAAUGCUGGUGCAUCUGAUCUGUAGAUAAGAAGGAGCAAAGCGGGGAAGAAGGGGAUCCUAACCCGACCCAGAAAGAGGAGAGCUGCCACUGUGUAGGAAUGUGGCUCAUCGUUGCUGGAUUCGGAUGCUUGGCAUAAAAAAAACUGGACGCUGAUUCUUGUGACUUACUGAAAACAAAGGGGGAUCUGAAGAAGAAGAAGAAGAAAGGAAGUGGGGAAUAAAAGCGAGCAGGAUGCUCCGACUGCUGCUGCUCAAGGCUGGAGCGAGCCUGGUGAUUUAGCUGAUGCAGCAGCUGCCGGAGGAGGUUGCAUUAGGAGCCGUGGUGGGUUUCUGGGGCUGGAGACAUGUCCCCUGACUGACUGACUGACUGACUGACAGACCGAUCGCUUUCCCUUCCCUCUUUCUCUCACCUGCCCGUCCGAAUGCUGCUUUCCCCAGCAGCAGCUUCUCCCUGAUGUCUUGUCUUUCCCUCCGGGGGUGUGAAAGGCACCUAGGAUGAGUGAAGGGGCUGCCUGCGCCUCCCCACCUGGUGCUGCUGCUGCUGAGGAGGGGGCGGCGGCGGCUGGGGGCCCGGACGGGGAUGGGGCUCCCGACCCCCCCAGGGAGCUGCGAUGUAGUGACUGCAUCGUCUGGAACCGGCAGCAGACGUGGCUGUGUGUGGUGCCUCUUUUCAUCGGCUUCAUCGGCUUGGGGCUUAGCCUCAUGCUGCUCAAGUGGAUCGUGGUGGGCUCCGUCAAGGAUUAUGUCCCCACCGAGCUGAUGGAUUCCAAAGGGAUUGGGCAGGACCCCUUCUUCCUCUCCAAGCCAACCACCCCGCCGAAGAGCAUGGAGACCACCACCACCACCACGUCAAGGACACCCAACCGGAUAAGCACCCGCUUAACCACCAUGACUCGGGCACCCACCCGCUUCCCGGGGACCCGGGUCCCCAUCCGGGCGAGCCCCAGAUCUACCACUGUGCGUCAUACAGCUGCCCCCCCUACCAGUCUCUCCACUACGGUCCCCUUCAGCACCACCAUCCUGACCUCCCGUCCGCUACCCGGGACCCCCAGUACCCAGCCAAUGCCCAUCUGGCCCACUGCGGCAUACGCUACCUCCUCGUAUAAGAUCUAUGUCCACGACUCUGCUCCAUCCUGGACCUUAUCUCCCUUCCAGGAGUCCACCACCACCACACCAGAAACUAGCACUAGCCCCAAAUUCCAUACCACAACGUAUUCCACUGAGCGAUCUGAGCACUUUAAGCCAUGCAAAGACAAGGAUCUUGCAUACUGUCUCAAUGAUGGGGAAUGCUUUGUGAUUGAAACCUUAACUGGAUCACACAAACACUGCCGGUGCAAAGAGGGCUACCAAGGAGUCCGCUGUGACCAAUUUUUGCCGAAAACCGACUCAAUCUUGUCAGAUCCAACAGAUCACUUAGGAAUUGAAUUCAUGGAGAGCGAAGAGGUGUACCAACGCCAGGUCCUGUCUAUUUCCUGUAUCGUCUUUGGCAUAGUCAUAGUGGGCAUGCUCUGUGCUGCGUUCUACUUCAAAACAAAGAAACAAACUAAACAAAUUCAGGAACAGCUGAAAGAGACAGAGAAUGGGAAAACCUACAGCCUUAAUGCUUCCAGCAUGAUGGCAAAAUCAGAAACCAUGGCACAAAGCCGAGUCCAGCUGCAAAAUUAUUCAAAGACAGACAGGCAUCCUGGGCCUGUGAUGGGCAAAGUUAUGGAGUCUAGUUUUUCAGGCACUCAAUCUUUCCCCGAAGCCUUGUCUCCUGACAGAGGAAGCCAGCCUAUUAAGCAACAUAGAAGUCUCUCUUCAUGUUGCAGUCCAGGACAAAGAAGUGGAAUGCUACACAAGAAUGCCUUUCGGAAGACUCCACCCUUACCUCGGGGUAGGUUCAAUGGAAUUACAGGACCAGCAUAUCAACAGCUUGAAGAGUCAAGGAUCACAGAUCAGGACACAAUACCUUGUCAAGGGUAUUCAUCCACUGGUUUAAAAACUCCUCAGAAUACUUCAAUAAAUAUGCAACUGCCUUCACAAGAGACCACCCCUUAUUUUAAUAAUGUGGAUCAGAAGGACUUGGUUGGAUAUUCCGCAUCAAGGGCCAACUCAGUUCCCAUCAUCCCAUCUGUGGGCUUGGAUGAAGCCUGCAUGCAAAUGCAAAAUGUUUCUGAACUAACAGGAAUCAAAUGGUGCAAAAACUCCUAUUCAGCUGAACUUGUCAAUGUCAGUGUCCCAGUCAGCAAUUGUCUUAUAGCAGAACAACAGGAAGUGAAAAUAUUGCUAGAAACUGUCCAAGAGCAGAUUCGAAUUCUGACUGAUGCAAGGAGGUCAGAGGACUAUGAACUGGCAAGCACAGAAUCAGAAAACAGUGCAAGUGAAAACACAGCUUUUCUGCCCAUGAGUCCCAUGGCAAAAUCGGAACGAGAAGCAAAAUUUAUCUUAAAAAGCGAAACACACAGAGACUCGGCAUUGACCAAGUGACUUUGAGGAGAGUGGGGAUGGGGAAAUAAAGGAUCUGUGCACUCAAAGCUUUGCUAAACAGGAAAGGAAGGAAAUUAAAUACAAAUUAUUUAUAUGCAUUAAUUUAAAAGCAUCUACUUAGAAGAAGCCAAAUAGUCAAUCGCCCUCAUAUCAUAGUGUUUUUUAACAAAAUAUUUUUUUAAGGGAAAGAAAAGUUCCAGGAGGGAUAAAGCAUACAUCUAAAACUUGUUUGGUUUGGGGUUUUUUUUUUUUGAAAGGCGGUUUGCUUUUCUUUUUCAGAGUUACACAUUCAGUUGCAGUUACAGUAUGUUUUAAAACUGUCCUGUUUGGCUGUUAGAAGGCUUGGGACAUGCAUAUUUUUCAAAAAAAGCCAAAUUCAUUCUUCAACUCUUUGGUUUCAAAGUAGAGCUGUGUUGAACUGUCCACCAGGGAUUCAUUCUCUGGUGAGCAAGUUCUUCUUGAGUAGCCUCAAAUAAUACAGGCGCAUAAUUAGCCCUCCAUUCUACCAGUAGCUUGGUCCCAGAUUCAUAGUUUUAAAACAAACCAACACACACACAAAGUCAAUCUUUCCUAUCUAAAUUCUAAAGUAUGGUUCCAAGCCACGUAAAAUCUGAAGCAACUGUAAAGCCCUGAUUCAGCCAGAUGCUUACGCGUGUGGCUUCCUUUAAGUACACGAGUAGUCUUAGUGAAGUCAAUGGGACAACUCAUGACCUUUAAGUUAGCAUGUGCUUAAGUAUCUUGUUAAAUCAGAGCAUCAGAGCAGGAGAUGCAAUGAUUGGGUGUUGCUCACAACCACUGUGCAGCCCCAUCUCAUUUUGAACUGUGCUUUUUAAGUUUGGAUUUUCAGUAAGAAAGGAAAAGAAGAAGAAAAAGGUAGUGUGUGUGUGUGUG